AUGUCUUCAGAAGACUCAUUGGACGAGCGAGAACGCCCAGGGUUUCUGCGAAGGGCAGUGGGAGGAUGCGUCCGCGCCGCAUGUUCUCAGCUCGGACUGGUGGUGCUUGUGGUGAUCUAUGUUUUGCUUGGUGCACUUCUGUUCGAGUAUUUGGAAUCAGGGGCUGAGGUGCAGAAAAAAUCAGCGAUACAACGUUCGAGGGAGGAGUGCUUGAAGGAACUUUGGGCCAUUACAGAGCGCCUAAAUGUUCUUUAUGAACGUAAUUGGACGCGUUUGGUGCACGAGCAGCUGCGGAAGUUCGAGUCUUCAAUCGUGGCUGCAGCCAGACAAUCACCGGAUGCUCAACCCCCGGAACUGACACUUGAUUCGAAAUGGACCUUCUCCGGAGCCAUUAUAUAUUGCAUCACUCUCAUCACUACUAUAGGGUACGGCAAUGUAUCACCACGAACAGCGGUAGGUCGGGUAGCUACGGUGGCGUAUGCGGCCGCCGGUGUGCCUCUCACUUUAGCCUGUCUCGCUGGGCUUGGAGCGUCCCUAGCAAAGCUCGCUAGGUUAGGAUGGCUAAGAGCUACGAAGAGAAAAGUGCCGAACACUUGGAGAAAAGAUGGCGAGCUGGAAAACCAUUUUCAACUCCACGAACAACAACGACUCCUACCUCAAACUGCGGAGCAUAAUCAGUACACGUCGUUCCCACCAAGGACUCAUAGAUCCCCAGGCACGGUGAGGGCCAGAGCCGGCGACAGAGGUCAAUAUUCGCAAGUAUUUGAACGGGCGCCUGCGAGCCCUAGAGCAGCGACGCUUGGUCGUGUGAAGCGCAGUGCAUUGGCUGAUGAGCCUAAUACGUCAUCAGCGCUCCAAACGCAGACAUUAGAUCGCAAGAAGACAGCUGCUACCAAAUGCCUGGCUACUGUUCACGGACCUGGGCCGGACAGGGGGAGAGGGACGAUACAAAGGCCAAGAGGGCCUGUCAUUGACCAGUUGAUUGCUGAAGAGUGUGGGGAAGUACCGUUCAACAGGAGUCUGAAUGACCUUGACGACUCUGAGGACACUGACGAAACUAUAUGUCCCCACGACACACCGUCACGAGUGCCUUUGAUAUGGAAGGAAGAGAAUUCUAAAGUGAAAAAUUGCGCAGGAUCGAGCAACAGAGCUUCCACUAGCGUUCAGCAUCAUAUCAACGGUGGCAUCGAACACUGCCACGUCCCGGUUGGAAUAGUACUAUUUCUACUGUUAGCAUACAUUUGUAUCGGUGCCGCAAUCUUUUCCGCUUGGGAAAACUGGAGCUUUCUCGACGCAGCCUACUUUUGUUUCAUAGCUCUAGCGACUAUAGGCUUCGGUGAUCUUGUACCAACUAGUUUUCUAACCUCAAAGUCAACUGCAGAAAGUUCUAGAAGCGAAUACAUUCAAAUGAUUGCGUGUUGUGCGUAUUUAGUUUUUGGGUUAAUACUUAUAGCAAUGUCUUUUAGUCUCCUUCAGGAUGAAGUGGUAUCUCGAUGUGCGCAGUUGGCUAAUAGUUUAGGUUUGUCUCGUCAAUGA
Molecule: messenger RNA, 1536 nt
Organism: Hyposmocoma kahamanoa
Lineage: Eukaryota; Metazoa; Arthropoda; Insecta; Lepidoptera; Cosmopterigidae
Exons: 6
Coding region: 1-1536 (511 amino acids)
Biological process (GO): potassium ion transmembrane transport; stabilization of membrane potential
Cellular component (GO): membrane
Molecular function (GO): potassium ion leak channel activity
Source: RefSeq, a predicted model, not a curated record